Molecule: messenger RNA, 996 nt
Organism: Penicillium canariense
Lineage: Eukaryota; Fungi; Ascomycota; Eurotiomycetes; Eurotiales; Aspergillaceae
Gene: ramB
Product: bifunctional protein farnesyltransferase/protein geranylgeranyltransferase
Exons: 3
Coding region: 1-996 (331 amino acids)
Biological process (GO): protein geranylgeranylation; protein farnesylation
Cellular component (GO): cytoplasm; protein farnesyltransferase complex; CAAX-protein geranylgeranyltransferase complex
Molecular function (GO): protein farnesyltransferase activity; CAAX-protein geranylgeranyltransferase activity
Source: RefSeq, a predicted model, not a curated record
AUGGCCGAGGGCUAUGCCAAUGACACCGAGUGGGCUAACGUCACUCCUAUCGAGCUUGACGAUGGCUCCGAGUCCGGCGCUAUGCCGCUGGCCACCAUCGCCUAUCCGCCCGAGUACCUUGAGGCAACGUCGUACCUGCGGGCCGUGAUGGCCGCGAAUGAAAUGUCCGAACGGGCACUGAAGCUGACCAAAGACGUGAUUUCUAUGAACCCAGCACAUUACACUGUAUGGAUUUACCGGGCAAGGAUCCUUUUCGCCCUGGACAAGGACCUCGUCGAAGAACUCAACUGGUUAAACGGAGUCUCUUUAAAAUACCUCAAAAACUACCAGAUCUGGCACCACCGUCAAGUCUUAGUCUCCUCACGGACACACUUCCCGACAAUGCCCACCAAAGAACCAGACUUCCUAAUGGAAAUGUUCGCUCAAGACUCCAAAAACUAUCAUGUCUGGACAUACCGUCACUGGCUAGUUCGCCACUUCAAGCUCUGGGACUCACCCCGGGAAAUCGAAGAUGUUGAGACGCUCAUCAAAGCUGACGUGCGCAACAACUCCGCCUGGAACCACCGGUAUAUGCUGCGAUUUGGCCCGCGUGACGACGAGCCGGACGCGGGAAUGGUCAACGCGGGUAAAUCUCAGAGCAAGCCGGAGGAGAAGGGCCGGUUGCCUGUUGUGGACGAGGACCUUGUUGAUGAGGAUCUGAAGUAUGCGCAGAAGCAGAUCCUACGGGCACCUGAAAAUCGGAGUCCGUGGUGGUAUGCGCGUGGUGCGUUGCAUGCGGCUGGCAGGAGCUUGGGAGAGUGGGAGGAGUUCGUGGCGAAGUUUGUGGAAGGGGAUGAGGUGAAGAGCAGCCAUGCGGUAGAGUGGCUGGCUGAUGUUUACGCGGAGGCGGAGAAGACAAAGGCGGUUGAAAUGCUGACUAUGUUGAAGGAUAAGUAUGAUCCUAUUCGAAAGAAUUAUUGGGAUUAUCGGAUUCGGAUGUUGGGACAGGUUGCGUGA